UACCAAACGGGCUCUAAAUUAGGAAUCCAAAAUCUUUAUGAACUCAUAAUCCUAAGGGAAAGUUCCUGAAAUAGAACUAAAAUAGUUUCAAAAUUCCUAAAUAGAACUGUCAUGUUUUUUAUUCCCAAAAUAGGGCUAAUUACUGCCAUGUUUAGAAAAUACUGUCAUGUUUGAAGUCUGAUACAGCCAAAAUAUAACAAUAAUUAAUCCUAUUUUGAGAAUAAAAAUAUGACUGUUAUAUUUUGGAAUUUUCAAACUGUUUUAAUCUUAGGCGGUAUCUCUAAUCCUAACGGUGGUAAAGCUACAAUUUUACUACAAAAGGCGGGUCUGGCGCGACAUUUUAAUUAACUUUUGAUAAUCCCAAUUGAAAUUAAAUACUCCCUGCUCGGGUCUUCUAAUUUUUCUAAUACACACUUGGAAUAAUAACUUGUUGAUCUUGGAGGCGGCAUGGAUGAGCAAAUAGUGAUGGGAGUUCUACUCUGUUUGCCUCCCAAAGCAAUCUACCGAUUCAGGGUCGUAUCUAAAUCCUGGAAUGAACUCAUCUCCCACCAGUUUUUUAUUGAGAGGUACGACGGCAGGCGGCGGCAGCGCGGCGGUCCACGUUUGUUGGCCUUGUUCCAGCGAACAGAGUCUUGCUCUAAUCCCUCCCGACCUAACAAUCGCACGAACAUACUCUCCGUCGAUCUUCCCCGUAAUCGCAAAAUCAAACGCCGGUCUUUAAAAUUACAGGAUUGCGAGUUCAUAAAUUCUUCGAACGGUUUGAUCCUCUGCCGCCGCAGCAACAAUCGGUACCCCAAAGAGUACUACGUUCUCAACCUUAUUACGCAAAAGUUCGUGUUGUUGCCGCCGCCGCCGGCGAAGUUGCAGCCUUGUUUCACGGGCAUUGGUUUGAUGUGCGAAGAGAAUAAACAAGAACUGUCCGCCAAGUACAUAGUCGUCCGUACAUAUUCUGACAGAUGCGAAAAUUUGGGUAUCGAGACCUACUCAUCCGAAACCGGAGUCUGGGCGGCCAAACCGAGUAUAACCCGCACAGCCGGAUUUAUGAGAUUUCUAAUGUUGGGUAAUCCGUUAGUGAUGAAUGGCGUUUUCCACUGGGACCUCCUCGGCCACAAAACACUGGCGCUUUACCGUCCCCGUGAAAACAAUCUCCAGUUCAUCCGUCUCCCGCUUAGUCUAUAUGGUCUUCUUGGUCUUGUUCACGAUUCACACGGAUCCCAUGCUUUUACAAGGUCAUCGAUUGAGGACGGGGAAAUGUUAUGGUUCAGCACCAUGGACUCGGGUGCAGCCAUGACGGUUUUCAUGCUCCCGAAAUGUGUAGAAGACGGGGCUAGCAAAAAUCUCCGGCCAACUAUCAUACUCUGUAAUGAGUGGGUGUUGGUAUACCGCAUAAGUGUUGAUUCCCUCUGGAACGAUGUGGUCUUACUGUCGCCGAAGGCGAGGAAGGGGAUUGUGAAGGAUCAAUGGGGGAGCGUUAGGCAAAGGAACAUAUUCUUGGAUGCCUUUGUUCCGGCUAAAAAGGAGGGCAAGAGUUCUCUUGCCCUGAUUCUCAGGGUUGAGCGAGGGGGCUUAUAUCUUUAUGACCUUGACCACAAAUCCAUGGAAUGUAUUCGAUAUUGUGGUGGCCUAGUAACCAAGAAUGAGGAUGGAAAUGUCUGUAAUUCACUAACUCUAUGUCCUUAUUUAGAGCCUUCUUCCCUUUCUGCAUACGCUCUUGAUUAGUUUGGUUCUGUGAUUAUUUAGUUAGUUUAAUUAGUCAAGUCCAAUACUUUGAAGUUCAGAGUACUUUGUAUUCUUCUUUAUGCAUGGAAUAUGAGAAGUGAGCAGGGGCAUAGGCAAGCGUAAAAGUUGAAGUGGGCUAUUCAUAUAAAGACUAAUUCAAAUAAU
Cuscuta europaea is the source of this 1884-nucleotide messenger RNA. NCBI's taxonomy places the organism in Eukaryota, Viridiplantae, Streptophyta, Magnoliopsida, Solanales, Convolvulaceae. The record is from the annotation of a GenBank genome assembly.